AUGUAAUUAAUCUUCCGUCUUACUUUGGUUUUUAAAGACAUUAAUAUAAAUUCUGAGCAGCUCAAAUGCUUUAUACUGGUGGAAAGUAUCAGACAAAUAUAAAAAAUGUAAUGUAAUGACCUAUAUAAACUAAUGAAAUUAUCAGACAAAAAAAGAAAAACAAAUAUUUGAUUGAAUUUUUGAAUUGAAAGUCACAUAACGUAAUCAGGUAACAAAAGUUCCAUUUGUGACCUGCAGAGGGAGACAACACCUGUGCAGUGCCGGCCUGAGACACAUGCUUUUUAACAGCUCUCCAGUUGAAUCAAGAGACAAUUACUGAGGUGGCGUUAAACACAAGUGCUCCCUCUGCAAAUGACAACACUUUAGCACCGCGUCAAGAGCGAAUCAAGUUUAAUCAAGUACACAUGAGACUCAAAACUUAAACCUCAGCACUCUACAGACGCCAUUUUGUCAAAGUAAAUGACGAUUCAACAGAAGAAAAGAACGUUUUCCUGUUUGUUUGUUUGUUUGUUUUAUUGCGUUGUAUUUUAUAUAUUGCUGCUGACGAAGACCAAACAUUCUGGAAAGUCAUAGAAGGACAUGUAAGAGCUGUCACUAAAUACAAAGAAUGGCGUGCCGUUUACCAGGACGCAAAUACGUCAGAGUUGGGAUGAAUGAUCUCACAUCCGUCAAAUUGAAUCUUUCUGGUUGAAAAAACGAUGGUGAAUGGGGAAUACAGAGCAAAGCAUCCUGGGAUAUGUGGUUGUAUAUCGAAUACAAGUUUAUUCCGUGGACAAAAGUUUCCAAAAGUACAACAAUAAAGGAAACUUCACAGCUGCUCCCACGGUGAUUCACAUCACGAGUGUGCCGGUGCUGGACUGAGCUCAGGGAUGUGAGUGCAGCAGUAAAGAUGACCCUGUUGGCGGGUGAUGGCUCCGACUACGACUACAGCGCCCUCAGCUGUUCCUCUGACACCUCCCUCAACCGACCCCCCCUCCAAGAGGAAGAGGCCCAGAAGGGAGCUUUCUACAAGAGGGCUCAGCCCGUUCCUGAGACCAGGAGUGGCCACGAUGCCGCCCCGUUGUCCAGCAGCCGUAAACUCCACGCCAUCAUUAACGUGGGUGGCCUUCGGUACCAGCUGCCUUGGACCACCUUAGAGGACUUCCCCCUGUCCCGUCUGGGGCAGCUGCACCUCUGCAGCAGCUUUGACGAGAUCAUGAGCAUCUGUGACGACUACGAUGUCGCCCACAACGAGUACUUCUUCGACCGCAGCCCCUGUGCCUUUAGGACCAUCUUGACCUUCCUGCGAGCCGGCAAGCUGCGGUCCCUCAGGGAGAUGUGCGCCCUCUCUUUUAGAGAAGAGCUGCUGUACUGGGGCGUCCCCGAGGAGAACCUGGAGUGGUGCUGCCGCCGGCGUCUGCUGCAGUGUGUGGAGGAGUUUGAAGCCAUGGAGAGAGCCGAGGAGGAGGAGGAGGAACUCCUGGAGGACCUGAUGGACUCGGAGAGUGGAGACAGGGAGCAGGUAGCGGAGUCCAGGGUCAGUAGAUGUAUGGGCAAACUGAGAGACAUGGUGGAGAGGCCUCACUCCGGUCUGCCGGGGAAGAUCUUUGCCUGUUUGUCGGUGCUGUUUGUCACAAUCACCGCCAUCAACCUCUCCAUCAGCACCAUGCCGGCCAUGAGAGAGGAGGAGGAGGCGGGCACGUGCUCACAGAUGUGCUACAACAUCUUCAUCGUGGAGACCGUGUGCGUGGCCUGGUUCUCCCUGGAGUUCACCUUGCGUUUCAUCCAGGAUCGCAGGAAGCUGGUUUUCCUCCGGCAGCCCCUGAACCUGAUAGACGUGGUGGCCAUCCUGCCCUACUACAUCACCCUCAUGGUGGACAGCACCUCCAAGGGGGAGAAACGGCUGGGUUCUGGCAGCAGCUACUUGGACAAAGUGGGCUUGGUGCUACGUGUCCUGCGGGCCCUGCGUAUCCUCUAUGUGAUGCGACUGGCCCGCCAUUCCCUGGGCCUGAGGACUCUGGGCCUGACGGCUCGACGCUGCACCCGGGAGUUUGGACUGCUCCUCCUGUUUCUGUGCGUGGCCAUAGCACUUUACUCCCCGUUACUGUACUUGAUUGAAAACGAAAUGGCCGCCACGCAGGAGUUCACCAGUAUCCCCGCCACAUACUGGUGGGCCGUGAUCACCAUGACAACGGUGGGCUACGGGGACAUGGUGCCGAGGAGCAUCCCGGGGCAGGUGGUGGCUCUGAGCAGCAUCCUGAGUGGGAUCCUGCUCAUGGCCUUCCCAGUUACCUCCAUCUUCCACACCUUCUCUCGCUCAUAUGUGGAGCUGAAGCAGGAGCAGCAGAGGCUGCUGCAGAGGAGAACGCACUUCCUGCUGCGCAGCCGCAUGGCCGGCCUGGGCAGCAACCUGUCGCUGGAGAGCGACAUGCUCUUCCCUAUAGGUUCAUCUGACCCCAGAGACUUGGAUGACUGAGACACAAGUACAGACAGUGUACAGGAAAUGGUCGUAGCCAUGUCAUGUAGUCAACCUGACCACUCUGGUGGCCCACAUUGGGUAACCAGGUAUCCUGAAUGUGGGCCACAUCUUAUUCCAACACCAUGGGCUACACCCUGACAACAAUCUUAGCCUUGAAGAAAAGGAAUAACUUUUGUUAAAGUUUGUGACCCAGGUUUGAAGAUACACAAUGUGGGCCACUGGAAACCAGGUAUAUGGGCCAUAACACAGAUUUUUAAAACACAGUAUGAUCAUUUUUUUUGCUACACCUGUCAGCUUCACAGUGUGUUCCCACCAAUCAUCAGUUUCCUACUAAUAAUUAUUAUUCUCUCUGAAGAUCUCAGUGAUUGAGCUCAUUAACUCUAAAGGAAAAUGCACAUUGAUGAAACUAAACUACUGUCAGAGGAUGGAUUAUUCUCCAUAUGGACAGAUCGCAGAGC
This is a messenger RNA of Cynoglossus semilaevis (tongue sole), 2916 nucleotides long. It is a transcript of the gene kcng1, whose product is annotated as potassium voltage-gated channel, subfamily G, member 1. Gene Ontology annotation, cellular component: voltage-gated potassium channel complex; membrane. Gene Ontology annotation, molecular function: delayed rectifier potassium channel activity. NCBI's taxonomy places the organism in Eukaryota, Metazoa, Chordata, Actinopteri, Pleuronectiformes, Cynoglossidae. The coding region runs from base 890 to 2455 and encodes 521 amino acids. The transcript is spliced from 5 exons. Gene Ontology annotation, biological process: protein homooligomerization; potassium ion transmembrane transport; action potential. The record is from RefSeq and is a predicted model, not a curated record.